Anisakis simplex (herring worm) is the source of this 222-nucleotide messenger RNA. Lineage: Eukaryota; Metazoa; Nematoda; Chromadorea; Rhabditida; Anisakidae. The record is from the annotation of a GenBank genome assembly.
AUGGGUAUAACCAGAGACGUGUGUCAACUAAUGGAACGACUGGCGGUUUGUAUCACGCGUGCUGAGCCGGUGUUGUUGGUGGGCGAAACGGGUGUCGGAAAGACGUCAGUAGUGCAGGCGAUCGCAGCACACACCAACGUCAAUCUACGGGUUGUGAAUCUCUCACAACAUUCAGACUCAUCUGAUCUCAUCGGAGGGUCGGUCAUUGGAGAAUCUAUUUGA